CUAUGUCAAACCUAGCUGAUAAACCUAAAAAGAGGAUAGCGGAGAGGGGGCAUGAAAACAAACUGCGUUCCCUGGAGCAGCGUAGGGAGGGGAAGCAGACAAUUAUAAAGGAGGGGAAAUAUCAGUCUUUAGUCUGGGACAUGUAGAGGUGUAGGGAAGAGCCUCGAAUACAGCAUAAAAGCUUCGCCUGUGGAAUACGUUACAGUGCAUGCAAUGGUUAACUGUAAGGCUCUCGUGAUUUCUGUCAUGGAUGUAAGACAUUUCUUACACCAGUCGGAUAUCGAGGAAGCUAAAGGGUAUCUGGACGGGUUUUCCAACAGGGGUUUGUCGGGAAGUCGUCAGCUAUUGGGUUUGUGAGACGGACGGAUUAUGGUAGAUAAAGACGAGAGAAGACAAGCAAAGGAGUCUUUGUCAUUUCUUGUUUCAUCAGCCUCAGCUUCCACGGGUUCUGCGGAAAUAAAAUAUGACAUUGGCCCCUUUUUGCUAAAUCAGCAUACUUCUACCUCAAUAUAUCGAAAAGUUCCCAAGGGAAUGUGGCUAAAAGAUCCCCCGCAGAAGUGACAUCAGAUAAGAACAAAGUCAAGUUUCUAAGCCAUGAACAAUCCAACGGACAUGUCGACCUUUCCCACCCAGCCAGGGAGCGCAGACCCGGAGCCUGGUGCCAUCGUGAUAACCAAGCUGAAUGAGGGCAUAACGACCAUAGCCAUGAACCGCCCAAAGAAACGAAAUGCCAUCGACAUUCCAACUGCGAAGAAACUCCACGCUGCAUUCCUCGACUUCGAAGCCGACGCAACUCAGAAGAUCUGCGUCUUACACGGCAAUGGAGGCACAUUUUCCUCCGGCUUCGAUCUGACGCAGCUGACGAAUUGGCAUGGACCGGCACCGAACAUAGCUCAUCAUUCCAGUAUCACCAGGGCGUACUUCGAGCCUGUUCGUGGUGAAAAUAUGGGACCGCUCGGACCAACUCGAAUGCAUGUUCGAAAACCAGUGAUAUGUGCUAUCUCCGGCCACGCCGUUGCUGGUGGUCUAGAGCUGAGUCUACUGGGAGACAUGAGAGUAGUAGAUGAAGACGCUAUAUUCGAAGUAUCUUCUCGGAAAUUAGGGGUACCGCUGCUCGACGGAGGAACAGUCAGGCUGCCGCAAAUCGUGGGUCUAGGGCGAGCUCUAGAUAUCAUAUUAACAGGGCGUCCAGUGACAGCAAAGGAAGCUCUGGAUAUUGGGUUGGCGAGUCGGGUGGUGCCGAAGGGUCAAUCGUUGGGCGAAGCGAUGAAACUCGCACGGAUACUCGCAUCCUUCCCGCAAGAAUCUUUGAAUGUCGAUCGACAGUCGUGUUAUUAUGCUGUAUACCACGCACAUUUGCUUGAAGACGCGUUGUCUCAAGAAUUUGAUGCAGGCACCAGAGUCAGCGACAUGGCCAUUGAAGCUGGGUUGGCAUUUGUUCGGAAAUCGCGGAGACAGUCGAAGCUUUGACCAAGGAAGCAGCUGCCAGGGCUACUACAGUAUUUUGGUGAUGCGCCAACGGCUCUCGGGGAAGAAAUGAUGAGAUGGAGCUGGUUCGUUUUCUUUCUUUCCUUGUUGAUCGUCUCCAAAAUGUCCCAUCCUUUUAACGGCUAUAAUUACUGUAUCAUGCUUCUUUGGACUUCAGCCUUCGGCCCCUUUAGAUUCGAUUCGCUGCCAUACUAGCACAUAUCGCACGCUUCGCAUCCGAAUUAGCAAGAUUAAAUAGGGUUUUGUACGAGCAUUUCCUAUUGAUUUUCUUGUUUUGUUCUUUUCCUUGAUUCUUUCUGGUUAUGUUAGGCAUAUAGUUAGGAACAUUAGUCCAUUGGUUAGUUAAUAUCAAUUUACCAAACCCUCACCUCUAACUGUA
Blastomyces dermatitidis ER-3 is the source of this 1867-nucleotide messenger RNA. Its product is annotated as enoyl-CoA hydratase. The coding region runs from base 595 to 1470 and encodes 291 amino acids. The record is from RefSeq and is a predicted model, not a curated record. The transcript is spliced from 2 exons. NCBI's taxonomy places the organism in Eukaryota, Fungi, Ascomycota, Eurotiomycetes, Onygenales, Ajellomycetaceae.